GUUGAACAUAUUAGGCUAAAGAAUAUUUGAUGUUCUAAGUCGAGCCUAACCUUACUUCAGAAUGUCAAAAUUGUUUACUUGGAUUCCUUAAUUAUAAUAAGAAGGGGCGAAACAGAAAGUUAAAGUUAUUAGUAAAAUUCAGAAGCUAAAUGUCUUGGACAAGGGGAGAGAAAAGAGACCUUCUAGUGGCCCUAGAGAAUUAUGGACCCACUAAUUUGGAAGAGAUACAGAAGUACCUUCCUGCAAAAUCUGUAUUAGAAAUAAGACACAAAAUUAGAGAAUACAAAGCAUUGGCCCAGACCAACGCUCAGAAAUCAGAAACUGGCGAGGCUGAAGAGUCAGCUUUAGACAAGUGGAUAAAAUUAGUGAAAACAUCUCAGAGUUCUCAAAGCAUCGAUAAUUUGUAUUCGAGGAUAUUCAAGUACAUAUCAUUAUUUGAGAAUCAUGCUACUGGAACUUCAGUGAAUAUGAGAGAGUGCUACUUCAUCAUAUCAGAACUGAUGAAAGGAGAGAGUAUAAAGAAAUUGGACCCGUAUACAUCUGAUUUCCUCCACGAAUGUUUGACUGCAUUGGCUAACAAAAUUAAUAGUAGUGACAACACAAAGAUGAUUGAUUUCGUUAAGAGUUUAGAGGAUUUGGACCAUAUUGCUAGAGCCAAUUCUGUUAAAUCAUAUAGCAAGAAGACAAAUAUGUCAUUAAUCAACCCGCUGAGAGUGCCUGAAGCACUGUUGACAUUAAAGAAUGAUGGAGCAGGUCCAUCAGGUGUUUUAUCUACAUCCAGUGAAAUACAGACUGAAUUUCAUGAAAUUGAGGAUAUGGAACUAGAAUGAAAUUGUUGAAAUUAACUUAAUUUAAACUGUUUAUUAAUUUUGUUAUGAACAAUGUAUAUAUAAAUUUUAUUUUCCUUU
Molecule: messenger RNA, 908 nt
Organism: Harmonia axyridis
Lineage: Eukaryota; Metazoa; Arthropoda; Insecta; Coleoptera; Coccinellidae
Exons: 4
Coding region: 150-830 (226 amino acids)
Source: RefSeq, a predicted model, not a curated record